CCGUGUGGAGAGAAGACGCAACAUGCUCCGUCCAUCAGUGGUGGCCCCGCUGAUGUGGCGACGUUACCGGCCGCUAUCGAUUUUCCCGGUCCCGCGAAUCCAACAGUUGUGCGUGGGCGCCAUCCCACCCCCUCGCCCGCGCGUGCUAACCGAAAGUGAGUGAGCGCCACCACCACCCGACAUCAACCGCGACCCACUUACGGCUAGCCAGCCCACCCACCCCUCGUUCCUGCCGAUCACUCGACGGGUGCGCUCCCUGCAGAUCAUCCCGCGGAGGCUGUAUCUGGUGUACCGAAGUCGUGUGCGAUACACGCAAAUGAGUAUUAGCGCCGAGUAGACCACGUUUAAGUCCCGUUCCAGCUGAGACGUUGUUCGUCUGAGCCGGUUUGACCUGCGCAAACGGCCACUCUCGUUCACGUGGUUGCGGAUAUUUCGUCGACGAGGAAAACUGUAUCUAAUACUAUUUGAAGACCAAUACAUUUUAUUAAAUGUCGACACCUUCUGAAGACAUGGACUUGAGUCGGCACAAGUUUCGUCGCUAUGAAUCAUCAUUUUCAAAACUUAAUGAAUAUCGCAAAGAUGGUACAUUGUGUGAUGUUACUAUUAAGUCUCAAGAUGGAAACGAAAUACAUGCUCACAAAUGCGUGUUGGUAUCUAAUAGUGAAUAUUUUGAUAAAAUGUUCAUUGGGGCAUUCAAAGAGACCACUCAAGAUGUUGUACAAAUUAAUGAUAUUAGCAGUAAUGCUUUGAAAAAUUUAAUUGAUUUUAUGUAUACGGGUGAAUUGGUUACGAUCGGUAGUGAUAACAUUGAUGAAAUGAUGUACGGAGCUGAUUUGUUCCGAAUGGAAGAUGUUCGAAAUGAAUGCAUUUCAUACUAUCGUUGGUCAUUGUGUGACGAAAAUUGUUUGACGAUUAAAGACAUAGCUGAUUUAAGAGCCAUGACUGAAUUAUCUGCAGAAUGUUUAAAUCAUGCUCUAGAACGUUUUAAUGAAAUAAUCCGACAUCAAUCUUUUUUGAACGCCAACGUUGAACAUAUAAAACAACUGUUAAAGGACGAUAAUUUGAAUACUAAAGAAGAGGAAACAGUAUACAGAGCUGUCAUAGAAUGGACAAAACACAAUGAAACCGAGCGGAAACAUUUAUUGCCAGAAUUGUUGACACAUGUUAGGUUACUAUUUGUUACAAUGGAUUUUCUGCAGCAAGAAUUUGAGUCUGAACCACUAAUUACAUCGAACCCUGAAUGUUUGCAGGUUUUCAAGAAAAUAUUUGACCAUAUUAAUUAUAAAUACGGUGACUCUAUGUCUAAGAUAAUAACCAACACCAGGCCUAGAGUGAAUACCAUCAAUAAGUUUUCCAAAGAGGAGAUGUUGCGUUUACGGCUUUAUCAAUGUUCAAUCAGUAAUAAUGGAAUAGAUCUUCUUGAAUAUUUGAGAGAUUACGAUUUCGAUCCUAAUUUCCCACAUGUCGAAUGGAAUCAAUAUAUGAGGGAAGACAAUUUUUACCAAGAGUGGGACAAAGAAUGGAAAAGUAAUAGUGAUAGUACUGAUGAAGAAGAUGAAAGCGACUAGUAUGAACAUAAUUUUUUACUCAAUAAAUAAAAAAAUAAUAAUAUUUAAAAUCAAAUUUAAAACUGUAACUAAACUGUAGGUACAGUAUAAUAUAUGUAUUAUGUAUAGCUAUAGAAUGUGUGAAAAAUAAAAAUAAUGAGCAUAGGCCUUAUAUGUCCUUAUCUUAUCUGUCCAAGUAGAUCAUACAAUGUGUUUAUAAUACAUAAUAUUAUAUUAACUAUUAUAGUUAUAUAAUUAUUGUUUUCGAAUGAGGAACCAAUGUAUCAGUGCUUACGUAUAGAUAAUAUGUUUAUAAAUUACCAUUAACCCAUGGAGGCAUGCACAGUUUACUAUAUUAUGUACUAUGUGAUAAAAAAAUCUCACGUAUCUGGAAUUCUGGACAAUGAGUAAGAUAAACAAGAUUUGAAUAAAAAUUCAAUGAAACUAUAAAUGCUCAUCUGGCAUUUGUGUAUUUAUUGAUAUGUACUACAUGACGGUCAUGAUGUGUUUUCCAAUAUUUCCAAUCACGCACAAGUUUGUGUUGUUAUAUUAAAAAUUAAAACAUUUCACAAACUAUCUACACUAUAUGAACAGCUAAAAAUUAUCUAUGGACUAUAUAGGUAUUGAAUAUUUUGAUAAUAUUUAAAAAAAAUUUUUAUUCAGAUAUUUAUUUAUGAUAAUUUACCCAUCCAUCUAUGAUUCUUUAUACUGUUCAUAAAUAAAUAUUUUAAGUAUAACAUAAAUAUA
Molecule: messenger RNA, 2294 nt
Organism: Diuraphis noxia (Russian wheat aphid)
Lineage: Eukaryota; Metazoa; Arthropoda; Insecta; Hemiptera; Aphididae
Product: kelch-like protein 21
Molecular function (GO): protein binding
Source: RefSeq, a predicted model, not a curated record